CAGACCUCAUUAUGGGGCACUACACAAAGCUUGUUGGGAAAGUUAAUGAACGGGCAGGAGAUCCACAUUGCUUGAGGAGCAGUACAAAAAAAACAAACAAACAAAAAAAACAAGCAUAUUUACCCUCCAAAAAGCUUGGCACAUGUACCCUAGGUGGAGCGGGUUACAAAACAAGAAGGUUCUACUUUGGGCAUAAACAAAACCACACAAAAACCGAGUCCUUCGUUUUAUUAUUUACUUUCCUUCUCUACCUUUGCGAUGCUUCCGAGUCCGAUCACUUCGACUCCUUUCUCGGUUAAGGAUAUUUUGAAACUGGAGCAACAGCACAAUUUACGUGACGCUUUCCAGCCCCAACAGUUUCUUGUGAAGGACUCGGACCUGUCUUCCGCGCAGUCGCCUUACUGCGCACACGCCGCAAUUACACACUCGGACGCGCUCCUUCACAGCCCGGACAGGCUCGAUUACACUGCCGAAGAGAAUCGUGUGAAACGAGACUUCAGUUCAGACGAGUUUGACAUUUUUAGGGGUACCUGUGGCUCUCCAGCAGAAGAAAUGGAUGCGAACGAGGAGCCGGGAAGUUGCGGCCUGGGUGAUUCUCCAAGCAGCGGCGCCAAAAAAGAGGAUGACUUGGCCGACCGGCCCCAGCACAGACAGAGAAGGAAACCCCGAGUUCUGUUCUCUCAAGCGCAAGUCUUCGAACUGGAGCGGAGGUUCAGACAGCAGCGGUACCUGUCGGCUCCGGAACGGGAGCACCUGGCCAACAUGCUGAAACUCACCUCGACCCAAGUCAAAAUCUGGUUCCAGAACAGGAGAUACAAGUGCAAGAGGCAGCGGCAAGACAAGAGCCUGGAGCUGGCGGGGCACCCGCUUCCACCGCGAAGGGUCGCCGUGCCAGUCUUGGUUCGAGACGGUAAACCCUGCCUCGGAGGGUCCCAGACAUACAAUGGCCCUUACAACGUGACAGUCAGCCCCUGUCCUUACAACACUUACUGUGGCAGCUAUAGCAGCAACCCGUACAGUUGUAGUUACGCAGGGGUGCCCACGGUGCCAAGCGCGGCACCAUCUGCGGGCCAUUUAAUGAACAUGAAUGUAAACAUGGGAAGUAUUGCGCACCAUCAGGGGCAACAGGCGUAUCUGCAAGGGAUCCGGGCCUGGUGAGGUGCGCUUAAUCACAGAACAAGAAAGAAGUGUUCUUUAACAAGAGUAUAAAAUAUAUUUCACGGCGAACCAACUCGCAGUUGAUUUGAAGGUUCAGACAAAAAAAAAAAAAAAAAAAAAACACACAGCAAUUUGACCGCACUGACUUCCAGUUUAGACCACGUGGAUUUCUAUGUCAUGUCGUGGUAGUAAUAGAUGUAUAUGUUGUGAAAGUGCACGCGUUACGGUGGUGCUGUCGUGACAUGAGACGUUUAUAUUCACACAAGCUCGUGGGAAUUGUCUUCUGAGUUGAAGAAUUGCUACAAACUGUUUUGAUGGCGCUUAAGGUCCACUCCGCCCAUUUAAAACAAGGACCGGCAAGAACCUUUGAACAUAUACAGAUAUUCUUGCAGUAAAAGUGAAUUACAUCCAGUUUUAUAGCCGUUGAAAGUAGCGACAUUUUCCUUCCUUUUUUAUAUUAUGCUACCCAUAUAAUUGAGUGAGCAUCGCUUUUCGAUAUGGUAAAUGCUGUAAAGACGGCCUGGGUUUUUUGUGUUUAUUUUAACAAUUGUAUACUUCACCAUGCCACAGAAUCCAAUCGAUCUUCUCGUUUUCAAAUGUAAAACUGUAUUAUUUAUCUACUCUUUGUAAAGAAAAAAUGUAAAUACUUUUUUUUUUGGUGACAUUUGUACUUUUCUAUAAAGAAGUCUUGUCAGUUUACAUGUUGCUGGUUCAAUAUACUCCCAUUCUGCAAAGUAAAAAACAGAACACAAAUGUUAAACACUUAGUAUAUGUAUCUACGGGAAAAAAAAUGGUUUCAAAGUC
Molecule: messenger RNA, 1962 nt
Organism: Polyodon spathula (Mississippi paddlefish)
Lineage: Eukaryota; Metazoa; Chordata; Actinopteri; Acipenseriformes; Polyodontidae
Product: homeobox protein Nkx-2.5-like
Exons: 2
Coding region: 259-1158 (299 amino acids)
Biological process (GO): cell differentiation; regulation of transcription by RNA polymerase II
Cellular component (GO): nucleus
Molecular function (GO): RNA polymerase II cis-regulatory region sequence-specific DNA binding; DNA-binding transcription factor activity, RNA polymerase II-specific
Source: RefSeq, a predicted model, not a curated record